UUUGUAUUUUUUUAUGACCGAAAGAUUAGAAGCACUAGCACUAUAAUUUCUCUGAAGGAUUCCCGACGUGUAAGAAUAUUAUGGCAGGUGCUAAAAACGGGUAACUACAUAAAGACUUGAGGUGUUCUGGCCUCGAAGACAGUCCUAAAAUUUGGAAUAGCUGUUAGAAGUCGUUUAGAAAAUAAUCCAAUAGUGACUUUAGGAGUUGCCUCUUAUUAAAAAAAUACAUUAUUUAAGCAACGGAAAAAAUAGGAAAACUUAAAAUUUUGGAUUGAAAAAAGUUUGAACAAGAGUCUUUGAAUUAAUUAAUUCAAAGUAGUUUGUAAGAAUCAGCGAUUUUUGUUCAGAUGGAUGAAUUACUGACGCCCUUAAGCAAGACACAUCCUUCAAAAAAAUCUCUAGAGAAUAAAAAAGUUCGGAGAUUCAGAAACCCUGCCCAGGGGGCGCGAAUGCCCCCGUUACUAACCCAAAAAUCCAAACAUAAUUAUAGCGGUAGCAGAAUACUGUAAACAAAGUAAAAACUCAUCGAACAAGCCUUGACAUUCUCUCGAAAUAUGGACUUGAAAAGUUUCUGCGAAGCUCUCCCCAAAAUAGAGCUACAUGCUCACUUGAAUGGUUCAGUGAGCCCCCAGACACUCCACAAAUUACAGAGGUUGAAGGGCUGUGACGAUGAAUUGGCUCCCGAUAUCGAGAAGUUCACAUCGCUGAAAGAGUGUUUCCAAAUGUUCAAUCUCGUUCAUUCUUUAACCGACACUCCCGACGCAGUAUUUCUCGCCACAUGCGAUGUGAUUAAAGAGUUUCAUGAUGAUAACGUGAUUUAUCUCGAGCUGAGGAGCACCCCGAGAUCAGUGAAGGGUCAGAUGACAAAGGACAAGUACAUCGAGGCCAUCAUCAAAGCCAUCGAGACAUGUAAAUCUAAAACUCCUGCCAUACUCGUUAAAUUAUUAAUAUCAGUGAAUAGAAAAGACGGACUUGCUAAUGCCGAAGAGAACAUUAAAUUAGCUAUUAAAUGGCACAGGCAGUAUCCAAUGAUAAUCGUGGGUAUUGAUUUGAGUGGAGAUCCAACGGAAGGGGAAGCUUACAUUAAAUUACUGCAGAAUUCUCGCGACGUGGGAUUAAAAAUUGCAGCCCAUUGCGCUGAAGUUCCAAAUGAGGAAGAAGUCAUAGAUAUUUUAAACUUCAAGCCAGACCGUCUCGGUCAUUGCACGAAUAUUCACCCCAGUUUGAAAGGCAAUGAAAGGAUCUACAAAAUGCUACUGGACUCUCGGAUUCCCGUUGAAUUGUGUCUCACGUCGAAUAUGAAAUGCAAAACUGUGGCAUCCAUCAUUGAACAUCAAUUUGCAUAUUUUUAUCGAGAUAAACAUCCAGUGUGUAUUUCAACGGAUGAUAAGGGAGUUUUCAAAACAAGCUUAUCGGCUGAGUUUCAACUUGCUGGUAAACACUUUGGCCUAGAUAACAAGGAGCUGAAGGAUUUGUCCUUGUCUGCUGUUGAAUACUCAUUCGCUGCGAAUGAGGAAAAACGCAAGCUAUCGGAGAAGAUUAGAUUAUUCUCUUGUUUCAAAUAACUGGGAUUGAAACGGCGUUAAAUAUAUUUAAAUUGAAAAUGUAAUGGUUAUUUUUCUACUUUGAAAUACACAACUCAAUUACCUGUC
Molecule: messenger RNA, 1652 nt
Organism: Diachasmimorpha longicaudata
Lineage: Eukaryota; Metazoa; Arthropoda; Insecta; Hymenoptera; Braconidae
Gene: Ada
Product: adenosine deaminase-like protein
Exons: 8
Coding region: 555-1565 (336 amino acids)
Biological process (GO): inosine biosynthetic process; adenosine catabolic process
Molecular function (GO): adenosine deaminase activity
Source: RefSeq, a predicted model, not a curated record